AUGCCCACACUAGGUAUAACGGAUAAGGACUGUGAAGGUGAUGGAAGUUACGGUGGACACGAAGAUUUACUUUUCAAGAAGAUGCAAUUCAAAACAGUGCUACCAUUGGAAAAAAUGAGGUCAGCUGCUGUGCACACUUUAAUUUCAAGGAAGUUACGGGAAUCGAGCGCCGCUUUACGACACAAGGAGUCAAGGUUUAUAAGUCGACACACUGAUGACGCAUGGAAGGGUAGCUUCACGCCUGCAACUGAGGCAACGCAAUUUUCUCACAACAAUGAAGCAGAAGCUAUUGAGGAGAUUGCAAAUUACUACAUCAAAAACGCACUUAUUCAUUCGCAGCAGGCGCACAAUGGUGUAUCAAUAAAUCCUCCAAGUAAUGUGGCAAGAAUAGACCCCAGUUGCGUGCUUCUUACUCCAAAAUCACCACAACCAGUAGUUCAGAGAAGCGCUCAACCUCCAAAAACAGUAUUCCCUUCAUUUUCUGAGAGUGGUGGCCCAGCCUUGUCGCAAAGCUCACUUUCGAGUGCCAAUAUACCAAUGAGAGGAACAUCGCUAUCACUUCUAACGCCCAUGAGCGGUAAUGUAUCUUUGCUUUCGUCGUCUUCGGCAAAUGAAAAAAGUUUCGAAUUCACUGGGAGUCCUCUUACAACUGUAUCCGAGGCGUUAUCGAAAGCGAAUCAUUUGGACAACUACAAUGGUGCGCGACCUUCAUUUGGACUGGGGACGUUAACAUCCACACCUCUUGCUUUUAUGAAGAAGUCGUCAGCGACACAUGCGUUGAGCAAUGGUGAAAUACCAAAGAUUGACUCCAAUAACCAGAAUGUCGUUCCUGAAAGAAAUAAGGAUGAAAAUAAGAAUACGGCCCUACCUGAAAAGAGCGAAGAGCCCAUCAAGCCUUUUACACAGCUCGAAAACACAGAAAAGUCGUCAAAGUCUUUCGAAGAUUUUUACGUUGAACAAAUGAAACUUGCGGAAGAUUACGAUUUGGCGAAAAAACGUGUAGAAGAGAACAAAGAUCAGAAAGUCUUGCGUGCUUUGACGAAGCGUACAAUCGUGGAAAAGGUAACUGUGGAAUCGAAGAAAACAGCCUCCUUGCACGAAAUCGCGACCGUUUCCGGUUUCCUGUGCAUGCUUCUCAAUGGAAAAGAAGUUGUUGGAUAUGGCGAUAAAACUUUGCAAUUGCCAGAGGGCGACCUCAGAUAUUAUGGCUUCAUUAUUACAAUCGAGUCUUACAUGGGAGUCGUUGAGCGCGAUCCUUCUUUGGCCGUCGUAAUCAGCCGGAUCUUGACGCUUAUUUGCGGGAAUGUUCAACAAUUUGAGGCUGUGCUGAUGGGAAAGAUUCUAAGAACAUCACAGUUGAUAUCACUAAACGAGGAGAAAUGCAAAGCUUAUGCAACGCGCUUGGCGGAAAUCGAGGAUCGAAGAUUCGCUCUAAUUCCUGAAACGAGUUUUAUAAAGCUCUUCAUCCACCUCCAUGUGAUCGGAUCAGCAAGUCAAAGGAUGAGUCUUUUUACAUCAAAAGCGCUGUGGAGAUUUGUGAAGUUUGUAACAGAAGAGAAUUCGAGGAUAAUGGCUACGGCUGCCAUCCUCUUGGGAGUCAUAGAAAAUGGAAGUAAUCAUUUAAAAAUGGUCGAUCCAAAGAAGUGGUCCGUUGUGCUCGACAGGAUUACCAAUAUACUGUUGCCAAGACUUGAAACAGAAGUUGACGAAGACGCUCUCAGAAGGAGUAUAGGAGAAGAUGCGAUUGUGUCAAGUCUACGGCAUGCUGUAUUGCGUCGGCGUUCAUCGGGAUGA
Haemonchus placei is the source of this 1794-nucleotide messenger RNA. NCBI's taxonomy places the organism in Eukaryota, Metazoa, Nematoda, Chromadorea, Rhabditida, Trichostrongylidae. The record is from the annotation of a GenBank genome assembly.